CUUGUAAUAUCGAUAAAAGAUUUAUUUUCAUAAUAAUUUAAUUACCAAGUGAUUUAUAUAUGUAGAAAACAUUUGAUCUGAUACUCGAUAACUGAUAACGACUUAAUGCGCUACUUUGCUGCACGAAUACAUCUGGGGAUGAUCCUUUAUAUAAGUCUAUGAAACAAUUCGAAUUGUUUGAAGACGCACUACCCACCAUGAUGUUCAAGAUAUCUAUUUUAUGCUGUACGUUGCCGGUGAUUUUAGGAGUGCCAUUUACAGGACAACAGCAUGAAUCGAAUCACACCACUGAUACCGCAUUUGAGUUUAAUGUUCCAACCCCUAAAGAACUUGCAGAAAAAGCGGGAUACAUAGCCGAAACUCAUCGAGUCGUCACAGAGGAUCGGUACAUUUUGCAACUGGAUAGAAUCGUAGGAUCGGACCAAAUACCUCCAUCUGACGAUAAAAUAGCUGUAUUACUUCUCCACGGAGUUUUCGAUUGCUCGGCUUCGUGGCUUUUGUCAGGUCCUGGAAAGAGUUUAGGUUUCAUAUUAGCAGAUUGGGGAUACGAUGUAUGGUUGGGUAAUGUGCGUGGCAACAGGUACUCACGAAACCACUUGGAUUGGACUGUUUCAGAGCAAGAUUUUUGGAUGUUCAGUUGGCAUGAAAUCGGAGUGUACGAUCUGCCAGCGAUGAUCGACCAUAUCCUCGCUCAAACAAAGAAAGAGAAAAUCUUUAUCAUAUCACAUAGCCAGGGUGGUACCUCGUUCUUUGUAAUGGCUAGCGAACGGCCAGAAUAUCAAGAGAAGAUAAUCGCCUCUUUUACUUUGGGUCCAGCAGUCUUCAUGUCCAGGACAAAAAGUCCUCUAUACCGUUUCUUGGCUCCUCAUUCCAAAGAUAUCAAUUUCAUAACGGAUUUGAUAGGCAUGUAUGAAUUUAAGCCAUCGGAUAAACUCAUACAGGAGCUUGGAACAAUUCUGUGUGAUGAUGAAGCACUUUUGCAACCAAUAUGUAAAAACAUCGUAUUCUUGUGUGCUGGCUUCAGUAACGAACUUAAUACGACUCUAUUGCCUGUUAUUGUGCAAUAUGAUCCUGCUGGUUCAUCUGUUAGGCAAAUCGCACAUUAUGGACAAUUGAUUAGUUCAGGCAAGUUCCGGAAAUUUGAUCACGGCCUUAUCGGCAAUAUGAAAAAAUACGGUACGAUACAUCCUCCUGAUUAUAAUUUGGCCAACGUUAAGGUACCAGUGUAUUUACAUUACGGUGUCAAUGAUAUGUUUAUCAAUGUUCAGGUUCGUAUGCUGUUUAUCGCGGUGCUUCAGCUUCUACUGAAUUUUUCAAGUUUCUCUUUCUUGUUAAUAUCUUUACAGGACUUGAAUCAAUUGUACAAAGCACUACCCAAUGCUCAGAAAUUUUUAGUUCCAUCCGAUACCUUUGGGCAUACUGAUUUCUUAUGGGGCAAGCAUGUAGAUGUUUGGGUAUACAAUAAAAUUUUAAGUCUCAUGGAAAAUCACAAAAAAAUGAAUAUUAUUGGACUAUGAAGUGCAAAUUAUGUUAAUAAGAACAUGAUUGAACAUAAA
Messenger RNA from Bombus pascuorum, 1556 nucleotides. RefSeq names its product lipase 3-like. NCBI's taxonomy places the organism in Eukaryota, Metazoa, Arthropoda, Insecta, Hymenoptera, Apidae. The transcript is spliced from 7 exons. Gene Ontology annotation, biological process: lipid metabolic process. The record is from RefSeq and is a predicted model, not a curated record. The coding region runs from base 159 to 1517 and encodes 452 amino acids. Gene Ontology annotation, molecular function: hydrolase activity, acting on ester bonds.